Molecule: messenger RNA, 2319 nt
Organism: Moesziomyces aphidis
Lineage: Eukaryota; Fungi; Basidiomycota; Ustilaginomycetes; Ustilaginales; Ustilaginaceae
Source: the annotation of a GenBank genome assembly
AUGUCAUCAGCAUCUACGGCUUCUCUUCUGCCUUCUCCCGGCCCAUCAUCCGCUUCCAUCUCAUCACCUAGGAGCGUUGCACCGAGGCUUGCUGCGUCGCCCUCGUCUUCUUCCCUUUCCUCCAUCAAGCCCGCGCAGCCCAGGAGUCAUAGCUCGAGGAUCGAACCCUCCCCUCUAGCUUCUGCUGGUCAAGCGCUCAGAGCUGCUCCGUCCGCUCCUGCAACGUCGUCGCAAUCGCCAGUCAAGCGCAAACUGUCAACAUCGAAUCCGAGCCUGGCAGCUGCUUCGAUUGCCCCUGCGGCCACAGCGGCUCCUUCGGUUCCCAUAAUCAAGAAGGACACCAGCGGUCCACUCGUUCAGCCAUCCAAGGAAUGGGUCCUCCCUGCUCGCGCAAAGCCCGGUCGCAAGCCAUCCGAGACCGAGCCCCUCACCAAACGCAAGGCCCAAAAUCGCGCUUCACAGCGCGCUUUCCGAGAGCGCAAGCAGUCCUACCUCGCAGACCUUGAAGCAAAGGUCGCUGCCUACGAAGCUGCCGAGAUCGACCGCAGUGUCGAGAUCCAGAAGGUCGCCCAGAAGCUCAGCUCGGAAAACGACACUCUCAAGAAGGAGCUUGCCGUCUGGAGGGACAAGUAUGCGCAGCUUGAGAAGCUCCUCAUGCACAUCCGUGCUACCGGAAGAGUACCCAACGUCGUGCCAAGCGUCAAGUCAGGGCCCGGCUGCAAGGCUCCCGCACACGAAAAGUCAGGCGUUGUUCCGAAGCGGGGCGUUCUCGUCGCGCCAGGGACCAAGCCCAGCAAGGACAAAGACCGUAGCGCCGGCGGCGUCCGCUUCGCCGAAGACUCGCCAUCUCAGGCGCAAUCGUCUCCCGCAGAGUCUCCGGCUGCUUCUGUGCCGCUUCGUCGUCGUCCCUCUGCCACUUCUUCUGCCUCUCCUCAAGUCAGUUCGUCAGUGGUGUCUGCCACUUCCCCGACAGGCACGUCUGCAAGCUCAGCUACCGCGUCUGGCCCUGUUCAGGUGAACAUCGAGAAGCCAGUUUCAAUCACAUCGGCGCCACUACCCAAAGGCGUCAAGCCUCCUCUUUGGUCGUUCGAACAGCCUCAUCCAUCUUCAUCGUCCGUCGGCCACGACGCCAAGUCUGACAAGACAUCUUCGCUCUCCUCGCCCUCGUUGCUUCCAGAAGGCAAACACCUUUCGGUCGACGGUGGAUGUGGAUUCUGCACCGAGGCUUCACCCUGCGUGUGUGCAGACGACUUCUUGGAUCUCCCCUCGGACUCGCAGCCGUCGCACAUUGCCGUUACCAGCGAUGUUCCGUCAGCCGUUCCCCUACCCAAGCACUCGAACGCCUCGACAUCCUCUUCGAGUACUUCUGCCACAAGUACGGCGAGGAGGAUGAGCAUUGGCUCGCUCACCCACGCGAAGGAUGUCAACCUCGACCAGCGCAAGCGCGGAGCAGGCAAACUGUGGUACACUGUCAAUCAGCCAGACUCGCCUCCCCGGGCACCCACCACAGAUGGUACCGCUGCUCCGCUCAAGAUUCGACGACCGACAUCCUCGUCGAAAGCUGGAAAGAAGCUGUGGGCCCUGGCUCCUGCCGUCGAGCCGGUGUGCACGGGCGACCCUAGCACUUGUGGCGCUUGUCAGACUGAUCCCGGUCUCGCUGCGUUCUGCGAGGCCGUGACAACGGCUGCGUCUGCACCUUCAUCAUCAACUUCCACUACUCCUCCGAGCGGCGUUUCGGCUUCACCUACACGCCCGGGUAUGCUUCGCUCCGGUACGACGGGUCGACUUGGUCCAUCGUCUGUAUAUGCUUCCACGGCGCAAACGGGCGGCGAGACGAUUCCGUCGGCGUGGCGCCAGAUCCGCUCGCACCCGCGAUUCGCACAGUGGCAGGGCGGACUGGACCUUCUCGCCGAAGUGGUGAGCAAGCGCAGCGGAAAUGUGCGCUCGCCUCUCCUCUCCAAUCGUUCGCGCGAAGAUUCGGUCGAGUUUGAACCACCGACUUCGGCGACGGCGACGACUUCGAUGGCGACUAGCAACGACCGUGCCACGUCCAAGCCACUUCUCCUGCACACGGCCUCUGAUACUACCAUCCAUGCUCCGUCGCCUGUCAAGCGCGAGCAACGCGAGGAGGAUGAAGAAAGCAGGGACGCAAAGAGGAGACGCAUCGUCGUGGACAGAGAGGCUGUGCAGGAAGCCCUCGCGCUCCUCGACGCCGGCACUGCAGCUCAACCCCGCGUCGGUCCUGCUGGCGUAGUGGCAUCGCCGAAGGAUGAGCCGUGUCCGUGCCCCUGGAGGCCAGGAGACAAGCACUCACAUUAA